Heterotrigona itama is the source of this 3399-nucleotide messenger RNA. The record is from the annotation of a GenBank genome assembly. NCBI's taxonomy places the organism in Eukaryota, Metazoa, Arthropoda, Insecta, Hymenoptera, Apidae.
AAAUUAUAUAAUAAAAUAUAAUAAAUUAUACGUCUAAAUAUUACAAAUGGAAAUAUUUUUGUAGCAAUGAACAGUGUACUCGAAACUUUAGAUAAUAAACUUCUUGCAUAUAAAAGAUUAUUAUUUAACAAGUAUAAAGAAAGGAAGAAGAUUAUAUUUAAUCAAUUAAUAGGUUUAAAAAUGAACGGUUGUUCACGGAAGUUGUAUCAUUAAGUAUAUUGUAUCAACUUAAUUCUAUCGGAAUAUAAAUAAAGGAAUAUAGCGGUAUAUAAUUCUGUACAACUUUGUUUCUGAGAUUAGAAGAUAUCCUGUUUUAUAAAUUAUUUCUAAUUUCAUGGAAAAAUUUAAUUUUUGUUCGAGCUAUCAGACUAUGAAUUUUAUAUUAGACAGUUGGACUAUUCUCUGUUUUGUCUAUGUUGCCGUUUGCACUUCGCUUUGACAGACGUUAAACGAAGUCUACAUGAAUGAUAAAAUACUUUUAUUAUGUAAAAUAUUUUUAAACGAGUAAUAGAUUUUUGAAGGAAUAAAAGUAUUGUUAUAUCGAAAAAACAUGACCGAAAAAUUGCGAAGAUAUGAGAAGAUUGAUUUCUUAGGAGAAGGACAGAUUAAAGUUGGAAGUCGCGCAGAAGCCAAGGAUGGGAUAAACAGAACCGCGUUACGAGAAAUUAAAUUGUUGCAAGAAUUAAAACACGACAAUGUGAUAGGUUUAUUAGAUGUAUUUGGUCACAAGUCAAAUGUCUCUUUGGUGUUUGACUUUAUGGAUACAGAUUUGGAAAUAAUAAUAAAGGAUAAUAAUAUAGUGUUAACAGCUGCAAACAUUAAAGCUUAUAUGAUUCAAACUUUACAAGGAUUGGACUAUUUGCAUUAUAAUUGGAUACUCCAUAGAGACUUAAAACCAAAUAAUUUGUUAGUUAACUCAGAAGGUGUUUUGAAAAUUGGUGACUUUGGUUUGGCCAAGUUUUUUGGCUCGCCAAAUCGAAUAAAUACUCAUCAAGUAGUAACAAGAUGGUAUAGAGCACCUGAAUUGUUAUAUGGUGCAAGAUUGUACGGAACUGGAAUUGACAUGUGGGCAGUCGGUUGUAUAUUAGCAGAAUUGUUAUUACGUGUACCAUUUUUACCUGGGGAGUCUGAUUUGGAUCAACUUACUAGAAUAUUUCAGACAUUAGGUACACCCACUGAAGAAACUUGGCCUGGAAUGACUGAAUUACCAGAUUUCAUUCAGUUCAAACCUUUCCCUGGUACGCCGUUGAAACAUAUAUUUACUGCUGCUAGUGAUGAUCUCCUAGAUUUAAUUGCUAGUCUGUUAAAUGUGAACCCUUUGGAGAGAUGUACAUGCGACCAAGCUCUUCAAAUGCCAUAUUUUAGUAACAAGCCUGCACCAACUUCUGGUGCAAGAUUACCUCUUCCUACAUCUGUAAAACGUCAACCAGAAGAGAAGCCCAGUUUAAAAAGGAAACUAUUGGAAUCGAUGGAUGGUGCUUCCCUUGCGAAAAGAUUACAAUUUUAACUAUAAAUUGAACUAGAAUUAAUUAUUACAGGGGACAAUUCAUUAUUAUUUUUCUUGCUCUUGAGUUACAAUGAAUCACCAGUAUAAUAUAUAAUCGAACAAAAAGAAAUAAAUUCAAAUCAUGAGUUACAAUAUCAAAAAACUACAAUGAAUUAUACUGCAGUAAUGUAUGAUAUACAGUCAAUGAUGUAUUUUUGUUACAAUUAUUAUACAAAUAAUUAAAAUCAAAUAAACAUUAAUUUUAUACAUUAUGAAUAUUGUAUGCCCUUGGAACAUAAUUAUUUAUAUUUGUACAAAAUUAAAAUAGGAUGGGAAUGUUAUAGGUCAAAAUAACAAUAAUACAUACUUGAAAAAUACAACAUUAUGCUGCAUUACUUUUAUUAACUUAAAAACUAGUAAGAAAUGUUUGAUACGUGAACAAUUUUGUAAUUUGUGAAAUAUUAAAUUUCAAUAGCAUAAAGAGGUGACUCGUUGAUAACAAAUUAUUAAAACUGUAAUCGCAUUCUGCAGCGUUUUCUGUAGCAAGAGUAAUUAUUAUUCAUUUUUCAUAAUAAGUACAAACAUUACCAGAUUUACUUGCUCUUGUUUCUAUUUGACGAUGUUCCACCAUUUUCUUUCUCGAAAAAAGUAUAAAGUAUAAAUAAUGUUCCUUCAAUACAUCCGGUUUAUGGACAAAAAAGAACAUAUUUAUCAUUUUUUCUAAAUUGAUGAUUUCGCAUUGCCCAUCUGUGAUGAGCUUGCACAUAGUUUUUUAUGAGUACUGCUCACGAUUGAUUGCAUCCUUUCAAUCAGCUUUUAAAAUUCGUGCAUGAUUUCAAUACACAUGUAUCUAUUACACACAUACAUAAAUCUAUUCAAUACUGAUGGGUAACAAAAACAUAAUACAAUUUUGUAAAGAUACAAAUUGUACAUAUCUUAUAUUAAUGCACAUAUUAACAUGAGUUGGCUACCUCUGAAAUUGAUGAAAAAGUGUUUCACAUUAAAAUCAUGAUAUAAGAAUAAAAUUAAUUUCAUAUUUUAAUAUAUUACAUAAAGCUAUAACAAAAUUUCUUGUUGUACAUUUAGUUACAUUAAAAGCAUAAAUUAAGACGACGUGUGCAUUUAAAUACUGAAGCAACAUUUAAUAUUUUUUUUACAUAUUUUGUUAGAUCCUGAUAUAGAAGUGAAAAGCUGGGAGUUCUACAGAAAUAAAACAUGAUUGUUUUAAGGUGUGUUAGAAGAUUACUAGUUCGUUAUACGGUACAUUUGAGGUAUGUAUGUAAAUAAUAAAAUUAAAUUCUAAUUUUACAAUAAAGUUAGAAUGUAUCAGAUAUCCGAUUUGGUUGGAAAGAAAAUUAUAAAUGUUUAAAAUUAAAUGAGCUUUCAAAUGUAUCUAAUCUUCUAAAACACCUUAAAACAUAUAAAUUAUAAAUUCAUUCUAACAUGUGGUACUGUGGUCCCUCUUAUUCAGACUGAACUAUAAGUAAUAACUAUGUAACACUUUUUUUUUAUGCAUAACAAACUUAAUUGUUUCUAGGAAUACAUGUCAAUAUUUAUGAGGUUCAAAAUAGUGAAAAAGGAUGAAAAUUACUAUUACUAUUAUUUUUAGUUUAGAUCAUAACAUAAAAACGUAAAGAUAAUCUUAGGAGAAUAAAUGAAAGAAGAAAUAGUAUUAAUAUAGUUCCAUGAAAAGAAAAACAGAAUCUUCUACGAAGAUAGUUUUUAGAUCAUUUUAGACAUUAUUCACUUUUUACAACACAAAUCUCUCUUCUCAUGCGAGUUAUUUACACAUAAAAAAAUAAUACACUUAACAGGUAGAUUUUACUGUACAUGAUGUAUAUACUUAAAGCAAUAUUUAAAUUUAUAAAAUUGAUAUUACACAGAGUGUAGUAUAAAAAAAAAAAGAAAAAAAA